AUGUCAAGUGCCCAUCUGCAGCUAGGGGCCACCUGCUCCGACAGCGUCCGGUUGCCAGCGGAGCUUGUGGGAGCGCGGAGGGGGCGUGGUGCCGCGGGGCGCGAGCGGGAGUGGCGAGGCGCGCAGGCGCAGACCGAGCAGGACCGACUGUGGCCGGAGCUCGGCUGCCGAGGCUACGUGACCGCCGGUGAGUGGGUGCCGCCCGCCGGGUUCGAUGGUCCUCCAGGCUUUCGUCGUGGGGGGAGGACUACGCACCCUGGGCCGCCAGAGGGGCGCGGAAGGGGCUGUGAAUCCCGCCGCCCCUGCAUGCCUCACUUUUCCCGCCCGGACAGUGGGUCUGCGGAUACCCUUGUGCCCGGGCGGCGCGCUGGACUCCAGCCGCCGGACCUGCUCUUGUUGUCGCUGUUGUUUAGAGUUUCUUCUAAUUUGAAGCCGAUUGCUGUGGAAAAUCAGUUUGGUGGUUCUUUGAUAAGUCAAACCCAGAAUUUCCACAUGACCCAGCAAUUCUACUCAGCCCCCAUACUCAGCCACCAGGCCCCUAUCACCUUGGACAGUGAAGGAAUGGCCACCCAGCUGCUGGCUGACGAGGCCCUGGGCCUAGUGACCUUCAAAGAUGUGGCUGUGGACUUCACCCAGGAGGAGUGGCAGCAGCUGGAGCCAACUCAGAGAGAUCUGUACCGUGACGUCAUGCUGGAGAACUUCCAGAACCUGAGCUCACUGAAUUUGGAAUCCUGGCCUGACAGGGACAUCCCAGAGGCAGCCGUGCCUGCAGGAGAGCCUCCUGGAUUGGCCCUGGCCGAGAUGGGAGAGGCCGAGAGGGCAGCAGGAAGGGCCACUACAGAACAGUCCCGAGAAUCCCAGCCGGGAAUUUCAGAAGGGGGUGCCUUCCGCAGUGGCGACUGGACUGGGAGCCAGGUCCCCGCGGAGCCCCUGGCGGUGUGGAGCCCUGUGUGUGCAGCGAGUGCAGGGAGACCAUCGCGCAGCGGGCCGACCUGGCACAGCACCAGCACACGCACGCCCGAACAAGCCAUUUGUGUGCAGCCAGUGUGGGAGGCGCUUCGACGGGAAUGCCAGGCUCAGCGUGCACCCACGCAUGCACUUGGGGGAGAAGCGAUUUACAUGCGCUGAGUGUGGCAAGGCUUUUAGCCAGCGUGCCAACUUCGCAGUGCACCGGUGCAUCCACACGGGCAAGCACCCCUACCACUACGCCCAGUGUGGCUGGGCCUUCAUGCAGAACAUGCAGCUGGUCCAGUGCACACACACCAGCAAGCG
Molecule: messenger RNA, 1272 nt
Organism: Canis lupus familiaris (dog)
Lineage: Eukaryota; Metazoa; Chordata; Mammalia; Carnivora; Canidae
Product: zinc finger protein 470-like
Exons: 6
Coding region: 1-1128 (375 amino acids)
Biological process (GO): regulation of DNA-templated transcription
Source: RefSeq, a predicted model, not a curated record